AGUGCGGCUCCUCCGAGUGGGCGGGGUUUCCGCUUCCGGCAGCGGCGGUCCGCGACUCGGCGCGGCGGGCGAUGGGCUGUUAAAGCGGCUGCAGUGGCGGUACUUUCACUUACGGCCAGCCUCAAGGGCGGCAGCGAUAGAUGAGAGAGAGAAAACAGCCCUUCUUAAUUCUUGAUCAGCUGGCUAUAACACAACAUCUCAUCACCAUGGCAGAAAUGUCUCCAGAGGAAAUUCAGAUGAGGGCCAACCAGGUCACUGAUGAGUCUUUGGAAAGCACGAGGAGGAUUCUUGGCUUGGCUGUUGAGUCCCAGGAUGUAGGAGUCAAGACUAUCACCAUGCUGGAUGAACAAGGAGAAAAACUAGAUCGUAUAGAAGAAGGCAUGGACCAGAUAAAUAAGGACAUGAGAGAAGCUGAGAAGACUUUGACAGAACUCAAUAAGUGUUGUGGUCUUUGCAUCUGUCCUUGUAAAAGGACAAAGAACUUUGAAUCUAGCAAGGCAUACAAAACAACCUGGGGUGAAAGUUCAGAGAUUACAACAGAUAACGUGGUAGCCAAGCAACCAAGACGUGUAAAUCAGAACCAACAACAGACGGCUGGAGGAGCAGGCGGGGGAUAUGUUACACGGAUAACAAAUGAUGCCAGAGAGGAUGAGAUGGAAGAAAAUCUGACUCAGGUGGGAACUAUCCUAGGGAAUCUAAAACACAUGGCUUUGGAUAUGGGCAAUGAGAUUGAUUCACAGAACAAACAGAUAGACCGGAUAAAUGAGAAGGCGGAUACCAACAAAGAUCGCAUUGAGCAUGCCAAUGUCAGAGCCAAGAAACUCAUUGAUAGCUAAAGCCUGCUGCCAUUGUCCAAUAUCUUUCUCCAGCUGCAAGCCACCAUUUUCAUGGAUCUGUGAAACUUCCUGUAUCUCAGAAUAAAAAGGGCUGUGAAGAGUGAAAAGGAAGCUGCUUCAUUAGGGUUUCCCUUUUCUUGGCCUUGUAUUCAGACUUGGCUUUGACUUCUCCAGCAAAGUUGCCAACCUAAUUCACUCUUCAUAGAAAAGAAUUGAUCCUGUUUUAAUCUCAUUUUAAUUCAGCCUGUGCAGGGCUUGCUUUCACAGCUUUCGGUUUUUGGUUUGGUUCCCCCCCACCUUUUUUACUCUUAAUAUAUUCCUCAUCCCUUCCACUGCACAAACUGUUCUGUUCCAUUUGGGGAAAAUGGUGGUGUAACAUGAGUUAACACUUGUGGAAAGGUUGGACAGGGCACUUCAUAUGCUUUACGUUCCUUUGAAUUACCUCAGAGUUGUCUACCCUCACUAAAAUAAGGGCUUGAUUCUUAUGUCUGGUAUUUCUUAAUUUAGCAGGCUAAUCCAUAGUUUUGCAGGUGGUUGGUUUAACUUCCAAGCAAUUUAUGAAAGGUUUUGGGGGGCUAAGUUUGAACUAUCAGAUUUAACAAGUUAUAGUCCAAUGGCUACUACAUUUAGGUUGAGGGCUUUAAUACAUAUUUGUUUAAACACAAAUUGUAAUGUUAAAUUAAAUUUGAGGGGUACACAGGCUUUAAUCCAUCACUUUACAUUAAGGAAAAAAGAAAUGGCAUGGUUAGCAACUUCUGCUGCAUUUUUUUUCCCUAGCAAUUAUAUCACAACUUUUUUAAGUAGCCAUAAAGCUUUGGACAACUUCAAAAUGAAUAGAACUAUCUGAGCUCACAAGAGGGACUUCAGACUGAAUAUAUAGUAAAGCAGACAUCUUGUACUUGUAUAGAUCUGUGUCAAAUGUAAUCCAGUGCUGUAUCAAAAAUCUCAAUGGGGUUUAUAUAAAGGCUUUUGUUCCCCUACAGUGGCUCUGGGGCAGCUUUUUAAAUCUCUGAAUCAUUAUAAUGGAAGAAAUAUCUUCUGAAGUCUGACAGACUUGUUCUUUUUAAAGCCUGUGUAAGAAGUCAUCCUACUGAAGUAUGUACACGUUAUCUUCCCACCUAAUCUAAAUGAUAGGUAAUAGCUGUCACAGUCGAAACUGCUUUUUGGAGUAUAUCAGGCUGAAUUGUUACUUGGCAACAAAUUUACAAUAAGUGACUAACAUUUUAAAUCUUUAGUUUGUAGCAAUGUUUCUUGAAAGAACAAAUAUUUCAUGAACUACUUUUCUUUUCUCCCUUGUUCUGGGAACAAUUUGCUUGCUCUAGUUCUGCUGUAAUAAACCAGCUUAGUGAUCAGCCUUUAAAACGUAUAGUGGGAAAUGAACCAAAUCCAAGUGGCUUACAACCAGAACGUUCCAGUUUUUCUGUAAUAGAGGAGUAGCUAUCUGGGUUGGAAAGGGAUUUGUUGUUCCUAUGAACAGAUUGUUCAUGUUUUGUUUUGCAAAUGCAUUUAAUCUGCUCUUCCCAGUGUUCUCCUAAAAGUUUAAAACCACAAGUGGAUUGUUCCAGGAGUAGAGAAAGCUGUUAUAAAUCAUUCAUAGACUGAAGUGGAUACUAAUAUGUAACCUAAGCUGUGAUAUUCAGUGCUAGCACUUUGCGGGAAAGGGAGGGUUCUGCACAAGUCACUUGAGGAUUCCAUACGAAACACUUUUUCCAGUAAUUGAGUAUUUGCAGCCUUUAGAAAAUUCUGGGCUAAACCUAACAUGCAAAAAUGUCACAAGAUGGGUAAUUUUGGUCACACAUUAACCAAAUAUUAGGUAUGUAACAUACUCUAACUAGCAUUUUUUAAGCCACUUCAGGGACAUCUUGCUGCAAACAAAUCCUGG
Messenger RNA from Alligator sinensis (Chinese alligator), 2718 nucleotides. It is a transcript of the gene SNAP23, whose product is annotated as synaptosome associated protein 23. The transcript has 8 exons. NCBI's taxonomy places the organism in Eukaryota, Metazoa, Chordata, Crocodylia, Alligatoridae. Gene Ontology annotation, molecular function: SNAP receptor activity; syntaxin-1 binding. Gene Ontology annotation, cellular component: plasma membrane; synaptobrevin 2-SNAP-25-syntaxin-1a-complexin I complex. The coding region runs from base 141 to 836 and encodes 231 amino acids. The record is from RefSeq and is a predicted model, not a curated record. Gene Ontology annotation, biological process: synaptic vesicle priming; exocytosis; synaptic vesicle fusion to presynaptic active zone membrane.